This is a messenger RNA of Pelecanus crispus (Dalmatian pelican), 797 nucleotides long. The record is from RefSeq and is a predicted model, not a curated record. NCBI's taxonomy places the organism in Eukaryota, Metazoa, Chordata, Aves, Pelecaniformes, Pelecanidae.
AUAUUAUAAAAUGUCUAAUGGUUAUGAAGAUCACAUGGCUGAAGAUUGCAGGGAUGAUAUUGGUAGAACAAAUUUAAUUGUGAACUACCUCCCUCAGAACAUGACGCAAGAUGAGUUACGGAGUCUAUUUAGCAGUAUUGGCGAAGUCGAAUCUGCAAAACUUAUUCGGGACAAAGUUGCAGGACACAGCUUAGGCUAUGGCUUUGUGAACUACGUUACUGCAAAAGAUGCUGAAAGAGCAAUAAAUACACUGAAUGGCCUCAGACUUCAGUCAAAAACUAUCAAGGUUUCCUAUGCUCGUCCAAGUUCUGAAGUUAUCAAGGAUGCUAAUUUAUAUAUUAGUGGACUACCACGGUCAAUGACACAAAAAGAUGUAGAAGAUAUGUUUUCACGUUUUGGACGCAUCAUCAACUCGCGUGUGCUUGUGGAUCAAACUACAGGUUUGUCCAGAGGGGUCGCAUUUAUCCGGUUUGACAAAAGGUCAGAAGCAGAAGAGGCAAUUACAAAUUUCAAUGGUCACAAACCCCCAGGUUCCUCCGAACCCAUUACAGUGAAGUUUGCAGCCAAUCCUAACCAGAACAAAAAUGUGGCACUGUUAUCGCAGCUGUGUCAUUCACCAGCUAGACGGUUUGGAGGGCCAGUGCAUCACCAGGCGCAAAGAUUCAGGUAGGUUAGGAAGAACAAUGCAUUUAAGGCUGUACUACUAUUCCCGUGUCCAUCUAGGAAACUGUACUCUUGCAGCUGUGCAGUAAUAUCUUCAUUGCAGCAUGUGUGAAUGAAUACAUAGUGCACUAUGU